Molecule: messenger RNA, 4382 nt
Organism: Neolamprologus brichardi
Lineage: Eukaryota; Metazoa; Chordata; Actinopteri; Cichliformes; Cichlidae
Source: RefSeq, a predicted model, not a curated record
CCCUCCUCACCAGUCUAAGCCAAUGAGUUUCGGCGGAGAAAACAAAAAUCAAGCAGUGUGUUAUGGGAGCGGAUUAAACAAGUGUGCUAAAGAAGAGAAACAGCUUCAGGAAUAUGAACUAGACUCCUAAAGGCACAACCCUGCCAUCUUCAUGCCCUCUCUGUCGCUGUUACCAAGCUGUACCAAGUCAAAAGGGCCCGUCUCCUGUGAGAGUGCCACGUCUUUACCGAGAUCCCUCAACCUAUCACUGGAUUUUUCCAUCCCUCAGAGCUACACCACAGCCUCUCCUCGCACUGCUUCGCUGGUUGGCAGAUCUCUCUUGCCCUGAGCCAGGAUGAAUGAUGUUCUGGAGGCCACCUCCCCUGCAACCAGCCUCAGCGGUCCAGCUACCUGUGUCACCAAAGUCGAGCUGCGCGUGUCUUGCAAAGCUCUGCUGGACCGAGACACUCUGAAUAAGUCUGACCCCUGCGUCAUACUCAUGGUACAGAACGAUGGACAGUGGAUAGAGCUGGACAGGACAGAAGUGAUCAAGAGCAACUUGCACCCAGUCUUUGGCAAGGUUUUCUCGCUGGAUUACUACUUCGAGGAAGUUCAGAAACUGCGAUUUGAGGUUUACGACAUCCACGGCACUCACAGCAUCGGAACCCGUGAUGAUGACUUUCUGGGAGGGGUGGAGUGCACUCUUGGCCAGAUAGUGGCCCAAAAGAAGAUGGUGAAACCUCUGUUGCUCAAGUAUGGGAAAUAUGCCGGCAAAUCCACCAUCACAGUGCAUGCUGAGGAAAUUUCUGGCAACAACGGAUAUGUGGAACUCUCCUUCUGUGCCAAGAAGCUCGAUGAUAAGGAUCUCUUCAGCAAGUCGGACCCAUUUUUGGAAAUCUAUCGAAUCAAUGACGAUGAAACCGAGCAGCUUGUUUACAGAACUGAGGUGAUUAAAAACAACCUGAAUCCAGUGUGGGAGCCCUUCAAAGUGUCACUCAUGUCCCUGUGCAGCUGCGAUGAAGACCGGAAGCUCAAGUGCCUAGUGUGGGAUCAUGACUCCAGGGGGAAGCACGACUUCAUUGGCGAAUUCUACGCCACUUUCAGGGAAAUGCAGAAAAUUUCCAGUGGAAAUAAGGUGUCGUGGGACUGUAUGAAUCCUAAGUACAAACAGAAGAAGAGAAACUAUAAAAAUUCAGGAGUUGUCAUUCUCACUGACCUCAAGCUUCACAGAGUCUACUCCUUCUUAGACUACAUCAUGGGAGGAUGCCAAAUUCACUUUACGGUUGCCAUUGACUUCACAGCCUCCAAUGGAGACCCCAGGAACAGCUGCUCCUUGCACUACAUCAACCCUUACCAGCCCAACGAGUACCUAAAGGCUCUGAUAGCUGUGGGGGAGAUCUGUCAAGACUAUGACAGUGACAAGCGAUUUUCAGCUUUGGGGUUCGGCGCUAGAAUCCCUCCGAAUUAUGAGGUGUCCCAUGACUUUGCCAUUAAUUUCAACCCAGAGGAUGAUGAAUGUGAAGAGAUCCAAGGAGUGGUUGAGGCAUACCAGAACUGCCUUCCUAAGAUCCAGUUGUACGGCCCUACCAACGUUGCUCCGAUCAUUAACAGGCUAGCCAAGGUGGCGGCAGGUGACGGCAACAUUAAAGAUGCUUCUCGAUACCACAUCCUGCUCAUCCUCACGGAUGGUGUAGUGACUGACAUGGCAGACACACGUGAAGCCAUUGUACGAGCCUCCUACCAGCCUCUCUCCAUAAUCAUUGUUGGUGUGGGCAAUGCUGACUUCACAGACAUGCAAAUUUUGGAUGGAGACGAUGGAGUCCUACGCUCACCGAAGGGCGAGCCGGUCCUCAGAGACAUUGUGCAGUUUGUGCCCUUCAGAGACUUCAAAACGGCAUCACCUGCCGCCCUGGCCAAAUGUGUUCUGGCAGAGGUGCCCAGCCAAGUAGUAGAGUACUUCAGCCACAAGGCCAUCUCUCCUAUGAGUCCUAUGAGGGACUUAUCGACUCCCAUCCUCAGCCCAGUUGCCACCACUCCAACAGAAUAACUGCACACCCUGUUCCCGCGACCAAGCUUUGACCACAGCAUCAGUCUGGCAAACUGAGAAGGAUGCUUGUCUCACUUUGGACAUAAACUGGAGAAAAAAAACCUUCUAAAUGUGUUGUCGCUCGUGUAUUUCAUUUUUCAAAACAAGCAAAGUGUUUACACAAGGACGGUACUACAGAGAUUGUGGGUUAUAUUUCUGCGCUCAGUGCGGAUUGAGCACUCGUCUCUGACUGUGCAAAUCGACCAUCCAGCUGUUUCAGCAUCAGGAGUCCUGGAGGAUUUUUUUUCCCCCAUGAUUUUUAUGCAUGCAGACAAAUCCCUUAGUGACGAUCUACUGAUCGCGGCAGGCUUAAUAUUCUUUGUUGCCCAUGAAGUUCAGCUUUUUCCCCUUAUACAUACAGUGUGUUCAGAUAUUGUUUUGGAGAGGUACUAUACCAGAUGAUUUCAUCGCAAUUUGAUUGUUUUAACUUAAGCAUGGACGUGUGGAUGGUUUAAAAUAGUUAAUAACGAAUAAACAAUUUGCCCUGCAAAUCAAAAUCUGUCUGCAGAAUUGGCCAAACAACCCAUGACCUGACAUUGGAAUAAAUGAAAACGGUUGCUAAGGCUUAAAAGCUUUUUUUUUUUCUUCCAAAAGGCAGCAACCAUAAUCAACAAAUCAAGAGCAGCCCUCAUUGCAAAUGCAAGAACUGGCACUACUACUUCUUGGCAAACAAAAACAAUUAGUGCCAUGUGUGAUUGACAGUUGGACUGUACAGGUUGCCAAAUGUAUGUAUCCUGUGUAAAAUAAGCGUCUAAAUAACAGCUCUGAACCAUUUUCCAAGAAAACCUGAUGAAAAAACAGCAGCAAUGGAAAUAUCUUUGUUGAGCGCUCUCAUGCCAGACUUGUUCAUCUUGAACUUCUGUGAAACUGCAAGCGACAUAAUAACUUCAGCAAUCUGCAAUAUUUGCUACAGCUUCAGCUCUUGGUGUGCUUUUUCAGUUGUAACAGGGAGCCGAAAAGACAGAGCAAGACAGGAACAUAAGAUGUGUUUGGGUGGUUGUGUAGUAGCGAAAGGUUGUAAGGCGCUGCCUUUUCUGAGGGUAUCCGUGAGCAAAGCUCGAGUAACAUACUCUCAAAGAGCUAAUCGAUGACUGCGCCCUAUUUUUGGUCUCUUGUCUAGUGGCUACAAUGUAAGCUGUGAAAGUCAUGCUUUUUGUCGGGUGAAUCCUUUCCCUCUGAAUUGUCCAUCUUUGUUUGUUGUCAUCUCUAAACCAUGCAGGUUGUAAUUUCUGCAGUGACUUCUUUUUAUAGAUAUAUUUCCGUUCCUUUUUUGUGCUGCCUUUUAUAUGAAAUAUAAGUCUACUUGAUGUUUGAUGAUAGAUUUAAUGGGUGAGAAAGACAAGAAAUGAAAGCACAAGUGAACCAUUAGCGCUGUUAUGCACAACUUAAUAUAUCCAUUACAUUUACAUCAGAUAGAUCAAUCUAAAACAAUAGUAUGACUGGUCACCAAAUUUCCAUUUUCUUCAGCGUUUCAUAAUAAUAAAAAAAGAAAAACGUCGAUCCAUGAUAAAAUGUUCUUUAUUUCACUUCCAUCUAACUCUUGCCUGAAGGUUUCCCGUUUACUGGAUGGAGACCUUUGAUUUUGCUGUUCUAUUGAGCUUCACAAUGUUCAGUAUAUAAAAGACGUAACCUUCAUUUUUAUUUAUCCUGCCUGAGCUUUGUCAGAUUGUCUUCAUAUUGUUCAGAGUGUAGCCCGUAACCCGUGUCAGUCAGAAAAAGCUGUCAUGUUUUGACCUUAUUACUAAUGCUACAGUGCUUAAAGCACAGUCUCUAAACUGAAACGCUUUGCAGCAGAAAAACAAGUUGCUGUUUUUAAAAAAUAUAUAUAUAUAUAUUAUUAUUGUACUGUGAAUACCUGUGUGGAUAUUGCAAUCUAAAGAAGAAAAGAGAGACUGUGUGUUUAAGCUACCGGCAAUUAUUUUUCAAAGAGUGUGCAAACAGUCAACAGCACCAGAAAGAAGGACAUUUUUCGCCUUCAAAAGGCGUCCUCUUGGCAUUUAAUUAAUUUUCAAGUGUACAAAUAACCUUGACAACAAAAACUUUUGCCUAAUCAAGUAACUAUUUCCAAGAAUGUAGAUUUCACCUCAGCAUUAUAUUUUUAUUGAUCAACACUAAUUCAAAAGAUUUUUACGUUUUGAAUGAAAUCUCUCCCUGAACUAAAGAAAUCCUAUAUUUUGCUUAGUAUUGUGUUCUCCUUUGGUAUUCAGUUGCAUAUGCAAGGUUUGCUUUAAUGACAGUGUUAACCUCCUAGGACCUGGCGUCCACAUAAGUGGACAUCACAUUUUGGGUUAUUUAGACCAAAAUACUGAAUUUUGCU